Messenger RNA from Paramuricea clavata, 1926 nucleotides. NCBI's taxonomy places the organism in Eukaryota, Metazoa, Cnidaria, Anthozoa, Malacalcyonacea, Plexauridae. The record is from the annotation of a GenBank genome assembly.
AAGAUCCAAAAGAUAAAAGUAGACCUCAAGCGACCAAUGCUCCCACAAGUUCUUGUCAGUCAACCAGCCAAAAAACGUUGCUGUCCUUCUGUCACUUGAAAACCAAUAGAGAUUCAAGUCAACCAACUAACCAAGGAAUUAAUAACAAUUUCAAGGAAGUGACAGCGGUGACUAAACCCAGCAGAGAUUCAUCCGAAUCAAGUGACCAAGGAUUCCAAGGAAUUAACUCAAGUUCUGAGGAUGUGACGAAAACCAACAGAUCAAUUCGAUCAAGUAGCCAAGGAAAUAUCGACGACGUAAUGAAAGCCAUAUCUAACUUGUCUAUAAAGGUUGAAAAUUUUGGUAAACGACACUCUAGCUUGGAACAACUCGUGGCAGAAGAUAACGAAGUCCUGAAAUCUCUAGCGGCAAUGCGAACGGCGAGUAAUAUUCAUCAGUUGGCCGAGGCAUCCAAAUACCUGGAGUUUUUUUAUAAUGAGGAAUCGAACACUGGAAUAUUGCGUUGCAACCCUUGCUUUAAGAUGCAGGUUACAGCCAGGCCUACCCUUAACAACCUAUCCCCGUUUCAAGCCCAAAGAAUUAUUAAUUCUUGUGGAAGUGGAACACUCGGCACCGGAAAAAUCUUCAGCAAGGAUGUCACUCAACUUCUGGUAGAGGGGCAUAACAAUAGCUGGUAUAGGCAGAAGAAGUUGUGUAUUGACCACAUGUGUUUGCUGGGUGAUGGUAACAAAUUACACAAGAAGGCUAUGGAAGCUUCCAGGAAAGAAGAGGAAAGGGAUAAAAGAAGAUCAACCGUGGCAAGCAACAUAUUUCGAGCGGUCAUUGUUGAUUUGAACCUAGGCGCAGCAGCCACACAUUUCGAGACUAUGAUCUCCUUCUUGUCAUGUUGCUCAGUCGAUGUCGGAAAUAUUGGAUAUGGUCGAAAUAAUUUCAACGAUAUUCUUUCCUGCUUGGAGAAAUCAGUUAACCGAAGAAUCGAUGCGUGGCUAAACGAGCCUCUACCUUCAACGUUAUUGCCACCACAUUUCUGGGCCACAAUCGAUAAAGCAACACCAUCACGUACGACAAAUCAAGCUGUCCUUGUUGUAGCUCGGAACGAAGCUGGCAUUCCCUGUCCAAUUCCUGUUGCUGCUCCGCAAGUCUAUAAAGAGUUCGCGCCAGCUACGUAUGACGCUAUGGCAGAACUUUUGGUAAAAUCAAUUAAGGAUAACUUUUCAAAAGAUGUUCUCUCAAGGCUUUGUGGCGUAGCGGCCGAUGGUCCGUACCAAGCAGCAGGAUUGCGCAGAAGACUUUUACAAGAACUGGGAAUCGAAGACUCCGACAAUGGUCAACUUUCAUUUCCUGUGACGUGGGAUGCAGCUCAUCUACUAAAUCUUGGAGUGGUCGAGGUAAAGGACCAAAGUCCAAGUAGUGAUCACUUUAAAACAUUCUUGAGGAGAUGUAAUGUUUUUAACACCGUUAUUGCGAAUGGAAAGGGCUUUGCUUUUCUGCAACUCAUUGACAAGGACGCAAGAAGACCAGUUGCUUAUGCUACCCAAAGAUUUGCCAGUUCAUCGUACGACCAGUGGCUUAAAAUUGAAAAGAGCUACAGCGCUUUGUGGAAAGCGUUCGAUAUAUUGUAUCCAAAUCGACCAGAAGAUGAUCAGUACCAGUACAUGAUUGCUGGGUCAGAUUUUAUUGCUGACUUGCUGUCAUUCCUCGACAUAUUGGAGCCAAUUGUUGAUUUGAUGUUAAGAGUCCAGUCGCUUGACGUGCCCAUUUGGAAGCUUAAACUUUGGUGGCCCAAAGUUAAAGCUAAACUAGAAAAGGCUGCAAACGGCGAUGGAAUCUCCUUUCCGCGACUGCAACAAUUUGGAGAAGAGAUCGUCCCUGGUGAUCAUUACCAAGGUGUUGAACUUAUUGAUGGGUGGUUGGUGACUAAUCAAG